This is a messenger RNA of Elgaria multicarinata webbii, 1401 nucleotides long. RefSeq names its product ribosomal protein L3 like (gene RPL3L). The record is from RefSeq and is a predicted model, not a curated record. Gene Ontology annotation, molecular function: structural constituent of ribosome; RNA binding. Gene Ontology annotation, biological process: translation. Bases 84 to 1307 code for a protein of 407 amino acids. The transcript has 10 exons. Lineage: Eukaryota; Metazoa; Chordata; Lepidosauria; Squamata; Anguidae. Gene Ontology annotation, cellular component: cytosolic large ribosomal subunit; ribosome.
GAAACAUCUUUGGUAUUAGGCAACCGAGGCACAUGCUGGUAGCCUCUUCCUCUGCCGUCAGCCUGGGCUGAAGACGUCUGAUCAUGUCGCAUCGCAAGUUUUCGGCCCCCAGGCAUGGGCAUCUGGGCUUCCUUCCCCACAAGAGGAGCCACCGUCACCGUGGGAAGGUGAAGACAUGGCCCAAAGAUGACCCCAACAAACCUGUCCACCUGACUGCCUUCCUGGGCUAUAAAGCCGGAAUGACUCACAUCCUGCGGGAAAUUCACAGGCCAGGGCUAAAGGUUUCUAAGAGGGAGGAGGUGGAAGCUGUCACCAUAAUAGAAACGCCGCCUUUGGUGCUUGUUGGACUGGUGGGCUACAUCGAGACGCCGAGGGGGCUGAGAAGUUUCAAGACCAUCUUUGCAGAACACAUCAGUGACGAAUGUAAAAGACGCUUCUACAAGAACUGGUACAAGUGCAAGAAGAAGGCAUUUACCAAGUACUGCAAAAAAUGGCAAGACGAGGCUGGGAAGAAGCAGCUGGAGAAAGAUUUUGCGGCCAUGAAGAAGUACUGCAAGAUCAUCCGUGUCAUUGUGCACACCCAGAUGAAGCUCCUGCCGAUGCGUCAGAAGAAGGCCCACAUCAUGGAGAUUCAGGUGAACGGGGGCACCGUGGCGGACAAGGUGGAUUGGGCCCGUGAGAAGCUGGAGAAGCAGCUCGCCGUCCACACCGUCUUCAGCCAGAAUGAGAUGAUUGAUGUCAUUGGCGUCACCAAGGGGCACGGGAUGAAAGGAGUGACGAGCCGGUGGCACGCCAAGAAGCUCCCGAGGAAAACCCACAAAGGGCUGCGCAAGGUCGCCUGCAUCGGAGCCUGGCAUCCUGCCCGGGUGGGCUACUCCAUUGCCCGGGCCGGCCAGAAGGGCUACCACCACCGCACAGAGCUCAACAAGAAAAUUUAUCGCAUCGGCUGCGCGGUCCACGUGGAAGACGGCAAAGUGGUGAAGAACAGCGCGUCCACCAAUUACGACACAACUGAGAAAACUGUCACCCCCCUGGGUGGAUUCCCUCAGUACGGAGAAGUCAACAAUGAUUUCGUGAUGGUGAAAGGUUGCGUGGUGGGCACCAAGAAGCGGGUGCUCACCCUCAGAAAGUCCCUUCUGGUGCACAGAAGCCGGAGGGCUCUGGAGCCCAUUGAGCUGAAAUUCAUUGACACAACGUCCAAGUUUGGCCACGGCCGCUUCCAGACUGCCCAAGAGAAACGAGCUUUCAUGGGCCCACAGAAGAAGCACCAGCUGAAAGGGAAGCCGGAAACCCAGGAGGAUUUGUAACGGAGCAGUAAGAGGACACCUCCCAGUUCCAGCUCAGCCCAAAAUUGUUCCUACUCUGGGCAUUUGCAAACAGUAAUAUACUGAGACAAACCUG